Molecule: messenger RNA, 831 nt
Organism: Pseudogymnoascus verrucosus
Lineage: Eukaryota; Fungi; Ascomycota; Leotiomycetes; Thelebolales; Thelebolaceae
Exons: 3
Coding region: 1-831 (276 amino acids)
Source: RefSeq, a predicted model, not a curated record
AUGGCAGUGUCUCUACGGCUAUCAACCUGCCACCAGCAGGGAGUGUGCCAGCCGGUGUUGACACACACACCGCCGGCACUGAGUGUCUCUAAGGUUGUUAAAGCACCACCGGCAACGGGUGUCAGUGUCCCUGGAGUUGAUAAAGCACCACCGACGACGGGUGUCAGUGUCCCUGCGACUGUUAAAGCGCCACCGACAACGAAGCCACCCACAACGAAGUCACCCACAACGAGACCUCCCACGGCGGGACCACCUACGACGAGACCGCCAGUAACGAAACCACCCACAACGAGACCGCCGACAACGGGAGUGUCUACGAUUGUCAAGGCACCGCCAACAGUCCCCCUCCUAACACCCUUGAUCCGGCCCCCCAUCCCUCCACCUCCUAAAAUCCUCGUCCAUUUCAUCCGCCACACCAAGGCAGUCCAGGACUACGACCGCAACAACCGCACGAUCAUACCUGCCACAAUCCGCAAUCACUUCCCCCGCGUCGGAGUGACACACAUCGUCACCUUCCCACUAAAGCGCACGGUCGAGACGUCUCUGCGAAUCUUCUUCCCUCUCCCUCCUAACUCUCCGAAAAUACAAGCCCAGAUCGUCCCUGCGCUGCGCCCGGUCCCGCCGCCGACUCUGUUCAACAUCCCCUCGCACCCUAAAGCGCUCCGUGCCAUGCUUUCGACAGGGUACCAUGCGCAGCAUCGCGAUGCGGUGGAUUGGUCGGGGCUGCCGGCGUAUCCGAACCAUAGUACCACGUUGACGUCUCAUGCGCGGACACCGGCAAUGAAUCGGAUGAUGAUGUGUGCGGAUGCGGCGAGGGAGGGGAGGGGUUGA